Prunus persica (peach) is the source of this 1583-nucleotide messenger RNA. Its product is annotated as RING-H2 finger protein ATL7. NCBI's taxonomy places the organism in Eukaryota, Viridiplantae, Streptophyta, Magnoliopsida, Rosales, Rosaceae. The transcript has 3 exons. The coding region runs from base 620 to 1231 and encodes 203 amino acids. The record is from RefSeq and is a predicted model, not a curated record.
CUUUUUGGACCCAAUUCGAAGGCCUUAUCCAGAAGUAGUAUGGUUGAGAAAGCACAGAAGAUGCAAAGGUAAGAGGAGCAGAGGAGCAAGGACACACACAGAUUCUCUUCUUCUCUCUACCUUAAACAAACAUGGGAAUCUUUAUAAAAUCCCCUCUUUUUUGUUUUAACCGUCAGAUAUAUAACCCCUGUUAAUAUUUUGUUGUUGGGUCCCAUUGAAAUGGACCCCAUAUUAAUGCGAGUCCAAAGCGCAAGACAAUGAACUGCCUCCUUUCCUUCCACAACUCCCUUUUCUCAUCUUCAACAUCUAUUGAAAGCCUCCAUGACUUUGUUUUAAGCUUUGAGUCUAUCCAAAGCGAUUGAGAUUCCAAAUGGCUAGCUUUGUUUGUGACUGGUCUUCCUGAAUUUUGCUUUCAAAACUAGCCAUUUCUUCGGUGAUUCUGAUCUGGGUCUUUGUCACUCUUCAUUUUUUAUUUGUUUUCACCAUUCUUUCGUUGUUUUUAGUUAUGGGUUUUCAUUGUUUUAGUGGGUUUUUUUCCAGCUUCGUUUAGUUAUUGGGGCUUGUGAGUCUUUGUUUUGGUUUUGGGACUUUUGGGUGAGAGAAGUAGGAAUUUGCAGAUAUGGGUUCGGGUAUGAACUUGGUCACUACUGUUAUUGGUUUUGGUAUGAGUGCAACAUUUAUAGUAUUCGUUUGCACAAGAAUCAUUUGUGGCAGGCUAAGAGGUGGCGAAUCACGGCCUAUGUUCGAGAUUGAAUCAAGGAUUGAUGUUGAGCAGCCAGAGCAUCAGGCCAGUGGCCUUGAACAAGUUGUGGUUUCUGCAAUCCCUACCAUGAAGUUUGAUCAUAAAGCUUUCAGCUCCUUGGAAGAUGCGCAGUGCUCAAUAUGCUUGGGGGAGUACCAAGAGAAAGAAGUAUUGCGAAUCAUGCCCAAAUGUGGCCACAGUUUUCAUCUCUCUUGCAUUGAUACAUGGCUGAGGAAACAGUCUACCUGUCCAGUUUGCCGUUUGCCAUUAAAAGAAUCCCUUGGAAUAAAACAUGUGAGAUCAGCAACGUUUAGCAUGCCUCGAUCGUUUGAUGAUUCUGAGGUUUCAACUGAACAUUCACAACUGUGGCUAUUACCUGGCUCUGAGCGUUCAGCAGGUAAUGUUAGCAACCAAGGGCAUUCAGAAUCUGCUCCUGGAAACCCCUCCGAACCGACUCCAUCUAGAGAACCAGAAACAACGCCACGAUAGAAUGAAAGAGUUUGAUCCAGAGAACCAGUAAAAACCACAUGGUAGGGCGGGUAGGUUUGAUUGGAGAUUCUCAUACCUUGCACAGAAUGUUAUUAUCCGUUGUAGAUGGUACGAGCGGCGGAGGUUGUGCUAAAUCACUGCGACAAAACUCUGAAUUUUUGCGUAGCAAGUUGGAAAAUGGAGCUUACAAAUAUAAUUUGAUUUCUGUAUAUAUAAAGUUUGUCCACAGAAGUUGAAUGUUCAUACUCUGUUUUGAGCCAUUCAUUCUACUCACUAUGAGAGUACAUCUUUUCUACGAAUUCCAUAAUUGAACAUACCAACUUCCUGAAUUCAAUUUUUGCCGUUGUUUCAA